Protopolystoma xenopodis is the source of this 669-nucleotide messenger RNA. The record is from the annotation of a GenBank genome assembly. Lineage: Eukaryota; Metazoa; Platyhelminthes; Monogenea; Polystomatidea; Polystomatidae.
AUGCUGAGCAUCCUCAUGCUCCAAAGUGGAACUGGUGAAGCUACAACUUUUCAAUUUCGCAACUAUUCUUGGCUCUAUACCCUAUUUUCCUCUGUACAGACUUACGCUCUCUCGGCCACGGUCGCUGAUGGCUCGCAAACGGCCCUAGCACCAGUCACAAUCAGAGUGAUUAGGGCUCCACUUCGCUAUCCAACCUUCUCUCAGAGCACCUACUCUUACACCUUUGCAGAGCUGACAACUGGUGCCCUCGUUCCAGGGAUGUUUUUUACUGGGCUUUCCUCAUACUUACACGUCUCUACAACCAACACCAAGCAGACCAAGACAGCUAACUGUAAAUCUCAUAUUUCUGCGAAUGUUAGCACGGCGUCACAGCAGCAAACAUCAGCACAAUGGGGACUCUUGCUCGGCCUUUUUGGCUUUGAAACAACUCUAUUGCUCUUUCUUCUUCCUACUGAACGCCAGCCUUGGGCCCGUUCAGAGUCUCAAGGCUCGCCAGCCGCUACAGACCCGAACAUACCCGCCCUAUUCACAUAUUCUAUUGAAGGUGCAUUCUCAACCAGCUUCUCCAUCAGCAGCACGACGGGUGCACUUGCAAUCGCAACCGGCCUCCCUCGAGACGCCCCAACUGGCUUCCCAGUGAGUUCAAAGAACCUUAAAUUGACUGAAUAA